Trematosphaeria pertusa is the source of this 1043-nucleotide messenger RNA. Its product is annotated as thioredoxin reductase glit. Gene Ontology annotation, molecular function: oxidoreductase activity. The record is from RefSeq and is a predicted model, not a curated record. Bases 1 to 978 code for a protein of 325 amino acids. The transcript has 2 exons. NCBI's taxonomy places the organism in Eukaryota, Fungi, Ascomycota, Dothideomycetes, Pleosporales, Trematosphaeriaceae.
AUGGUCCAGCCUGCAGCGAAUUCCCAAGCGAUGUACGACGUCAUCAUUAUCGGUGGAAGCUACGCCGGCCUGUCUGCAGCACUGACACUCUACCGAGCCCUCCACAGAUGCGUGGUCUUCGACUCCAACACGCCACGCAAUGCACCUUCGACGAAGACACGCCUCACCUCCGGAUGGGAGGGCGAGGAUCCGAAAAAGAUGCAGGAAGCGACUAGAUCUGAGCUGAAAGCGUCACGCCUCGUCGAUUUCAUUCCACAACCCGUCGUAACGGCGAGGAAGACCUUGGGCGGGAGUUUUGAGGUCAUCGAUGCAGGCGGGGAAAAAUGGACAGGUAAGAAGGUGCUCUUGGCGACCGGAGUGCAAGAAGCAUACCCGGACAUAGAAGGAUAUGCAGAAAAUUAUGGGAAGUCAAUCUUCUACUGCAUGUUUUGCUUCGGAUAUGAGCAUCAGGGCAGUCGAACUGCAGGCGUGCUAGCUGUCGGCACUCUAGCCCAUCCCGGGCAUGCUAUCACCAACGCGCAAGAUGCUCAUAAAUUCGUGGAAUCAGUGACCAUCUACACCAACGGUGAUUCAUCGCUGGCGGAGGAGCUGGCAGUCAAAGUCCCCGAAGGGAUCCACGUUGAAAACAGACGUAUCAAACGCCUGGUCAAAGGGACGGAUGAUCGCGGAAUAUGCAUAGAGUUUGACGAAGGGGAGCAGAUAUUACUGGCUUUCGUUGUCCAUAAGCCAGACCUGAGCGUGGAUCGUACGCUUUCCGAUCAGCUUGGAGUUGAGUGUAUCCCAGGCAUGGGCAUCAAGGUAACGCCGCCGUUUAAUCGGACCAGCGUUGAGGGCGUGUACGCUGCAGGAGAUUGCUGUUCCCCUUUGAGGAUGAUUCCUAACGCUAUGAGCAUGGGUUCUUUUGCAGGGUGUGGAAUAGCACGAGAACUACCGAGGAUAUCGCGUAAGGUAGGAGGCCGGAAGGGACUCGCGAGUUAAAGGAAGCCCCUGCUUGAGGGAGUUUGGUCGGCGAGGAAUGCAAGACCUUGGCCAAGCUUAACGCG